CCAUGGUACUAUUUUAUGGUCUAAGGAUGAAGUUAAUAUGGUUUUUAAACACCAUAUGGGAUUAUGCUAUGAGAAAUAUAAUACUCUUGGAAACGGAAAAUUUUCAUAAGAGACUAGAAGAUGUUUUUGAUAUUGAUGAAAUUAUUACUCUGCAUGAUCACUACAUUAAGAAAGUAUAUGAACGUUGUCUCCUUAAUGAAAAGGCUGUCCCUAUCCAUAAAUCAAUAUUAGAUGUAUUGGAUCUAACAAUUCAGUUCAGCACAUUGUAUACACGUUACCAAAGUGAAAAUUUAUCAUUCUAUGAUCACUCGCGGGACGAACGCUCGCGCAGACAUAACGCCGACGAAAAUUCGGAUUCAGAGUCCGAUUCGUUGUUGACGGAUGAAGAAGAGGAUCAAUGGAGUAGACCAGGAAGUAAUGGAACUGAUCCGCUUAUACCUUCCCAAGUGGAUUAUGAGGCGUUUCUUGAAGGUCUGAGCAGAAUUGAUAAAGAGUUUAACAGAAACAAAGAGUUUGUGAGUAACUCGGUGCAGGGAAUUGCCAGAGCUGGCGGGUUUUGGUGGUUUGAUGCCUUGGCGUUGGCAUUGGGUUGA
Molecule: messenger RNA, 593 nt
Organism: Acaulospora morrowiae
Lineage: Eukaryota; Fungi; Glomeromycota; Glomeromycetes; Diversisporales; Acaulosporaceae
Source: the annotation of a GenBank genome assembly